This is a messenger RNA of Acytostelium subglobosum LB1, 405 nucleotides long. RefSeq lists its product as hypothetical. NCBI's taxonomy places the organism in Eukaryota, Evosea, Eumycetozoa, Acytosteliales, Acytosteliaceae. Gene Ontology annotation, molecular function: protein binding. The coding region runs from base 1 to 405 and encodes 134 amino acids. The record is from RefSeq and is a predicted model, not a curated record. The transcript has 2 exons.
AUGAAUGUAGAAAAGACAUUCAAACAGAAUGGUGUACUUGAUUUAGAGGAUGGUAUCAUUAUAAAGACACAGACUGAGAAGGAUAUUCCUAAAUCAGAACAACAGAGAAAGAUAAAGGUCAACUUCUAUUUAGAACUUGUAUUACCAAAGCAUGGUAAAUGCAAUGUACAGAAUGAGAUACUAUUCUUCCCCGAGCAACCAAUAUCCGAUGUCAAGAAAGCAUUGAGUCAUGUAGUUGGAUAUGAACCCAAGGAUAUAAUUAUAUUAAAGAAUAGAGUUGUACUUCGAGAUGAUAAAUCAUUGAAGGACAGUGGCAUUGUUGAUAAUGAUGCUCUGGAACAUAAGAUAGUGCCUGGUGCUGCAUCAAUCCCAACUAGAUUCUCAAUUCCAGGUCUAACUCAUUGA